Patella vulgata (common limpet) is the source of this 5256-nucleotide messenger RNA. RefSeq lists its product as uncharacterized. The transcript has 13 exons. Lineage: Eukaryota; Metazoa; Mollusca; Gastropoda; Patellidae. Gene Ontology annotation, molecular function: protein binding. Bases 311 to 3226 code for a protein of 971 amino acids. The record is from RefSeq and is a predicted model, not a curated record.
UGAUGAUAUUAUUGGAUCAGAAUUUAUUUGUGACAGUUUAUUCCACAUUAGUUUUGUUCGUCUGUGAUAUCGGCUGUAGUAUCGCCCUAAACAAAUGAAAUGGUAAGGGUUUGGAUCGAAAUAUCGAUGACGUCACAUAGCGAACUAUAGAAGAAUUGGUGUUUUACCCUAUAGUGCUGGUGACAGAUGGUUAAACGAUUCGGAACACCUCGAGAAUAAUAUAAACGGAUAUAAUCAGAUUUGGUUACCAAGGAGGAUAUGAUACAGGCAUUAUUGUAGCUGGGUACAGACUGGCAUCACUAAAUCCGAUAUGUUUUCAAAAAAGGAUAAAACGGAAUCGAGGGUUGUGUUUAAAAAGAAAGGUGGCCAUAGAAACGGUUACGUUAACGACGAGUACCAUGGUGAUGAUAACGAAGAAGGUUACUCGGAUGAAGAUGACGUAUUUGUUGAAGAUCCCCUGGAUGGAUCUUCAGCUACCAAACCAUUGAUGCACCCGCGCCAAAGAACUCGAGUAAAGAGUAAACAUCCGGAUUGUAAAUGUAAAGCUAUGUGCAAGCCUAUUUUAUAUUUUGUGAUAUUUGUGAGUCUAUUAGGAGGCCUUAUGUCCGUUAUCUUGUAUACAAUGAACAAACACUCGCAUAAAAAUAAUUCCCAUACGAACAAAGUGAAAGUAGCGUCAAGUUCUAGUCAAGACUCUGUGAUUGGUUGCGAUCAGGUUGAAGUGGAAGAUGUUUGGGUUGUGGGAAUUCCUAAACUUCUAACAGAAUCAUCUUUCCGAUUGGUGGACGUCAAUCAAGAUGGUGUCCUUGACGUCCUACUGGGUUUUGCAACAGGAGCGGAUGGUUACGAUGUCACGAAUUUGGUGUGCGAAAUUUAUUUUAAUGGGACUGUUCCGUGUUUUGGCGGGAUCCUGGCUUUAGACGGGAUGUCUGGUAAAGAAUUAUGGCGAACCUACAGUAAUCAUGAGGUGUACGCUUUAAACUGUAAUGUGGAUUUAAACAAAGAUGGCGUCAACGAUUGUCUAGGAGGAGGAAGAGCAGGAGUUUUUGAUGCUAUAAGUGGUAAAGAGGGGAAGUUACUAUGGAGAUUUGGAGAUUCCGAUCCUAAAAAUAGUAUAAUGAAUUUAUACACAGCCCAGUAUGUGAGUGAUAUGGAUGGUGAUUCUGUACCGGAUAUAUUUGCUGUACAUGGUGGUGAUCCAUUACAGAGUCCAAACAGUGCUUUCAGAUUAUCUGGUAAAUUAAUGUUCUUUAGUGGUAAAACUGGUAAAGUAUUACGAGAAAUUGGAGUUCCUGAUAAUAAGGAAGCCUACUAUUCACCACAGAUUUAUCUACAAGAGGACGGUACUGAGGUUGUUUUGUUUGGUACUGGUGGUGAGACUCAUGGUGGUUCACUCUGGAGUAUUGGUCUACACGAUCUUCAGAAAGGUCAUAUCGAUAAAGCAGCAAGAAUUUAUACAGAUAAUCUGAAAGGUGUGAUGACACCACCUGCCCUGAUAGAUUUAACACAUGAUGGUAUAGAAGAUAUAGUUAUUGCCAUGUUUAAUUCGACAGUUCUCGCCAUUGAUGGAAAGACAUAUGAGAUGUUAUGGAACUAUACUUUCCCUGAAUCAGAAUCAUAUGCCACACCAUCAGUAGGUUAUUAUAAUGAUGAUGAUGUUCCUGAUUUUAUGGUUAAAUACGCGUUUGGACCAGGUUAUCCUAUAUAUUAUAAUGCUACGACAACUGUAUUAGAUGGACGUACUGGUAAACCAAUGAUUACACCAUUUGUAAGAGAUGGUGUAGGAGCUCAGGCUUCAGCUAUAACUGUGAGUGUAGAGGGAAGAGGAAACGAUCUCUUCCUCUACUGGAUCGCUGAUUGUAUUGAACAUGAAGGAGAAGGGGGUGUUUUUGAUUUUGUUAAAGGAACAAACGUCCAUGAACAAAGCCGAGCAGAUUUUUGUCGAUUGCGAUUUAAAACGAAGGGUUUUACAAAGAUGUUAGCUUUGAAUGGUAAUAUGAAAGUACCGGGAACUAAAGUCUAUUUUUCAGAGGACAGAACGGUUGUAGAGCACGCCUAUUGGAUAAAUACAACAUUAGAAGCAAUAGAUUUCGUUCGAACACAUCCAGAACAUCUCAAGGCCUAUGAUCAUUAUGCAAGUAAAGAGAGAAAAACUAAAACAGAAGAUGUGGAAACUAAUCAGAGAAAUACCAACACUGAAGAAAGCGGAAGACUCGUUCCCGAGACUGGUACCAGAACAUCCAGUGGGAAGAAAGGUCCACCAAAUAUGCAGAUGGGAGGGCGAAAACAAUACCAACGUCCUGGACAAUACAAUAACAAUCAACAAAGAGUCAGAUAUCAACAAAAUCACGGUCCUAAUAAACCAGGGUAUCGGCAACGUCAAAGGGGUCGACCAGAUAAUCCACAUGUUCCAGGGUAUCCAUACGAUAUGCAGUCGCCAUUUUCUAAUUACUAUAGCAACGGGGAAGCAAAUCCUGACUAUGACAGUCGUGAAAAUAAUGAUGACGGUUACUAUAACGACCGUUAUUUGACACAUAAACGUUCUAAAGCUAUGGAAGUAGAUCCUAUAGCAAUGAAAAAACGAGCAAUCCACAAAAAUAAUCCAGAUCAUUAUAGAAAAUUAGUAGAAAAGUUUUUAAAAGAUAACAAAAAUAAUUUUUCAAAUGAUCGAAAGCGUCGCCAUGUUGGACCUCAUGACGAUGAUGGGCUGCAGCGACUCAUUUCUACGGGAACGGUAGCUCCGUCAACACUUCCGGUUGAUCACCCGGAUUAUAAUCAAACUGCAGAUGUUGUUUUUGGCACGUAUUGGUUCUUUCCCGCCAAAACACAAGCUAUUUUGCCUGAAGACCAGAAAUGUAUAGCUGAUAAACUUUCAAAAGAAGCUGAGCGAACACAACCAACAAGUAAAUAUUAUGGAAUGGAUCACGAUGCCUAUGAAGAUGCUAUUGUACAGGAAUGUAUCCAUAAAUCUGGUAAUGCAGUGGAUGAUGAUGAUGAUGGUCAUAUAUAUCAGAGUCAGUCAGGAUUUAAUCCUUACAACGUUCAUAUGGGACAAUUAACAAUUUACAGAUUACGUAUAAAAUGUAGCUGUAGUAAUACGACAGAAAUAAAGACUGGAAAAAAGAGAUGUAGCCGCGUUUUACCAUAUAAUAAACAAGAGUGGCCAGCAUACAUGGGUGCCAACGGCGAUAGUCACUGGAGGUCCAGAGAUCAAAUAUUUUCCUAGUAAAUUACAAAAAUCCUAACACACAAACAGAAAGAUAGCUUAAACCAGCAUAACUUAAGAUUUUAAAUUGUUUUAAAACAAGAUAUAGGUUCUAAAAUAAGAUACAAUCACCCGAUUAACUCACAAAAUGGCUACAUGCAAUAUAUGCCAAUAUAGGUACUUUAUCUUUUAUUGAAUGUUGGUUUUAGUAGGAAUUGAUAUUAACUUAUAGAUAACAGAUCAAGAAUGUAGGUUUUAGUAGGAAUUGAUAUUAACUUAUAGCUAACAGACCAAGAGUGUUGGUUUUAGUAGGAGUUGAUAUUAACUUAUAGGUAACAGAUCAAGAGUGUUGGUUUUGGUAGGAACCGAUAUUAACGCUCUUGAGCAACCAGUUUGUUGGAUAUUCAGCGCUUUAUAAAUAGAUUAUAAUUAUUAUUAUUAACUAAUAGAUAACAGGUCAAGAAAUAACUUUAUAUCUGGAUUUAAAUUUUGGCAAUUCAGAUUAUAAUUUUAUUUCAAACUACCUUUUGACUCUCAUUUAUUGGACAACUUUAUGUUGGUAUUCCCAUGAAAUGAAGCCGUUCAUGAAAAUCCCAACAAAAGGCACUACAAGUCUGAUCUAUCACAUAGAUUUUAAAAGUCAAAAAUGUCUACUAUUUUAAUGUAAAGACUUUUGUCAUGUUAUUAAAGAUAAAGACAUUUUAAUUGUGUAUGUCAUAAACUCUAUAAUUAACCUUUAUUCUGGUAAGCUGGUUUGUUAAAUAGUUCACUAAUGCUUCAUUCCAAUAUGUUGCCGACGCGAAAACAACUCAAUUAUGGUGAUUACGAGUUACCGACACGAAAAUAUCGUUAGAACCACGAUGAUUACAUGUUACUGACUACAAUUCAACUUGAAUCACGAUGAUUACGAGUUACUGACUAAAAAUACAACUUGAAUCACGGUGAUUAUAAGUUACGGACUCGAAUAUUUCAUGAGACUCGCGGUGAUUACGAAUUACUGACUCAAAAACACCACAAGAAUCACGGUGAUUACUGGUUACUGACUCGACAAAAUUGUCCUAGAAUCACGGUCAUGUUCAUUAACUUAGAAAGUCGGGUGUUAAUAUAUUUUACAGUGGUGGUUUGCCAUUGGGAAAGUCGUAAUCACCGAAUAAUCAACUUGGAAAGUCGGGUGUUAAUAUAUUUUACAGUGGUAGUUUGCCAUUCGGAAAGUCGUAAUUACCAAAUACACAACAUAACACGAAUUCAGCAGGAUUCCGGUUUGUAUUUAUUUUCAUAAGCGUGUAAAUAUGGAUAUACAGCUUGUACAUGACAUUAAACCUAACCAUAACCCUAACCCAUGUACAUAAACAAUAAUAUAACCCUUGUAUAUAAACAAAUAAAUCAUGUAUAUUAUCAGUCCACUUGUAAAUAAUAUAGAGGCUACAGUUUAUAUUGUUUAAAUUAUUAUUAAAUUAUUUGAUAUUAUUUCUAAUCGGGUAAAGUUAAAUAUUAUUCAAAUAUUAUAGUAAUUGAAAGUAAACACAACCAACUGUAUAAAGCUUGCAUGUAUUUUUUUAUUUAUUAUUUUAUGGAAGCGGUAUCAUGCAUUCAGACAUUCGACAAGAUAGAUUUAGUCAUUCAACUGGACAUGAUUAGUUAUUCUCCAAUGAGGAGUCGAUCACACAAUUCUGUAAAGAAGUACAAGUUGAAAUAUUAAUUGCAACGUCUAAGUGGUCGGCCUAUAAGUGAACCAUUAGCUGACCUCUCGGUCCACUAAACAACAUUUAACCGCGGUACGGUGCGGUGAUAAAUGUCGUAUUCCUAGAUGAUCUGGCGUUCAAUUACAGACAUUUGCCCAAUUCUUACCAAGGGCAACUUAUAAUUAAAAUUAGAUUACAAUUUCGUUUCGUUUUUUUCCUGACUUUUACACUAUACAUCAUCAGAAAUAAAACGGAACGAAAUUUAAAUAAUGGCGUUUUUUAAAUAAUAAUGAUAUUAUGUAUUACUUUACGGCCAAUUUUAAGAUGCAUUUUUACACAUUUUUUAUGAUUAAGAAGAAUGUAUUGUCU